Messenger RNA from Seriola aureovittata, 570 nucleotides. Its product is annotated as mitoregulin-like. NCBI's taxonomy places the organism in Eukaryota, Metazoa, Chordata, Actinopteri, Carangiformes, Carangidae. The transcript is spliced from 2 exons. The record is from RefSeq and is a predicted model, not a curated record. Gene Ontology annotation, cellular component: mitochondrial inner membrane. Gene Ontology annotation, biological process: positive regulation of mitochondrial membrane potential. The coding region runs from base 70 to 240 and encodes 56 amino acids.
CUGUAUGAGUGUGGCUAAGAUUUUCAUGCGGCUUACACAAAUGUGCGCAUCUGUCAACCAGAGGUGAACAUGGCAGAGGUCUCGGAGAGGACACUACAAGUCGCCGUCGUGGUUUCUUUCGCCGCCGGCUUCCUGGCGGGCUGGCAGGCCAACAGAAUGAGGAGAAAGUUUCUGGACUGGAGGAAGAAACGGCUGCAAGAAAAACUGUCAGAAACACAGAAGAAGCUGGAUUUGGCCUGAAUGAUUUGGGGCUCUUGGAUUUGAAUGAAUCCUGAAGCUGCUGGAUCCUGGUUGUGCUACAUUUUGUCACUGUGGAGAGGCGACAUACCUGUGUCCUGCACUACCUUCAUUUUCCUUCCAUGCCUUUUAAAUUAAGACUGGACUUGAUGUUUACUAUGUUCUUUGGAAAUCCAACCAUUUCCUACACACAGCCGCCUCUCGUCUGGCCUCAGACACUAAUGUGGAAGAACAUGGGAACUUUGUCUUAGUCUGUUUUCCACCUCAGUGUGUCUCAGUCUUUAUCUGUUUCAUUAUUUGGUCAAAUAAAUUAUGUUUUUCAUGUUUAUCUUA